AUGAAUUCAGAGAGUUCUGAUGAGGAUGUACUCCAGCUUUUCCCUGAUAAGGAUGAAGUUAUGGAUGGACAAAUAGAUCAUAAAAAUUUUAAUAGUGAGUCAUUAUUUCUGAAAUAUUUCAGCAAAAAUCAGGUUUUGAUUGAAAAACAAAUGAAUGAAAUCCAUAAAUUAUUAGUGGAUAAUCGCGUAGAAAUUAAAGGCUUUUAUUUUAAAGAUUUGUUCUCGGUGCUUAUCGAAGUCCACCUGACUGAUUCUGUAAAGAAUUGGAUCUUUGGGCUGAUCGAAGUGCGAAGCAACAUCCGAACCUUAAGUGAAAAAGCAAAAAUGAAUUACUUAAAUUCUGUGUUUGGGAAGUUCAGCUUGGUGCUCAAUAGUGAAAUUAUUUAUUUGAAUGUCAUCCCGAACAUUAGUGAACAUUUGGUUGACUGUAGAACUUCUUACUUUCCACAUGGAAUGUGCAACGGCAAUAUAAUCAAUAUUACAGCCAAAAAAAAUAUUCGUGAUAAUGCUGAUCAAUUUAUUACGAGCGUUUUGACCAAAAAAGAUAAUGAUAUCUAUUUCUCAAAAAUAUUCGGAGUUAGACUGGAAUUUUCUGCUACUGAUUCCUCUGCGCGUUUCUUGAUUAAGACAAAGGAUGUCAAUAAUAAUCUGCUAAAGUCUUUACAUGCUGCAUUUGGUGCACUUACUUUCUGCGUGUCGACGCUUCACUUCGUUCCAAUCAACCAGAAGGAUAAAUUAGCAACAAUUAUCGGUAGUGCACCUAAUGAUAAAAAGUUCUGGUCAGAAUUAUCAGAGAUCGAUAUUGUUCUGUGUUCUGAGAGCGAACAAGCAAUGGCCAUGCAAAGGAACUCUUCUAUAAAAAAUAUAAAAAAUACAACACUUCCCUCAAAAAACUAUAUCGACUCAGUUCCUUUAUCAGCUGCAAAAAGCUCGUCAAUUUUUGACCGAUUAGGACCUAAUCUCGUGAUUCACAGAUCAUUCAAAUCUCAGACAAAGAGACUAAAAAGAAUUUCUUCACAAGCAUCACGCUCAGCCAACUAA
Molecule: messenger RNA, 1041 nt
Organism: Chironomus riparius
Lineage: Eukaryota; Metazoa; Arthropoda; Insecta; Diptera; Chironomidae
Source: the annotation of a GenBank genome assembly